This is a messenger RNA of Rotaria socialis, 597 nucleotides long. Lineage: Eukaryota; Metazoa; Rotifera; Eurotatoria; Philodinida; Philodinidae. The record is from the annotation of a GenBank genome assembly.
AUGCCACCAAAAAAGGAAAAGGAACAUGCCACGAAGAAACCGCCGAAAACCGAUAGACAAAAGAAAGUUGAAGCUGAAAUGAUGAAAACACUUACAACACAAUAUAAUGGUGUUCUUUCAUCAAAUGAUUUAAAAGGAAUGAAAGAUGUUUUUGAUAUAUAUGAUACAAAAAGUCAAGGUAUUAUUAAAACUAGUUCGCUUGGUACAAUUCUUCGUAAACUUGGCUUUAAUCCACUUGAAAGUGAUGUACAACGAGUUAUUAAAGAAGUUGAUCCAAAAAAUACUGAUCAAUUAAAAUUUCCUGAAUAUGUUAGCGCAGUUUUAAAUAUUCCUACAUCUGUAACCGACAAAGAUAUUAUUCCUGCUUUUCAAGUAUUCGAUAUAGAAAAUGUUGGUUUAUUAGAAGCUGAAGAUAUGAUGAAACACUUGUCAAAUAUUGGUGAACAACUUAAUGAAAUCGAAUCAAAAACAUUUAAGGACAAUAUGAAUAUUAAUGAAAAAGGUUUAUUUGACUACAAUGAAUUCUUUCUUAAAUUUACUCAACCAGCAGCACCUAAAAAGAAGAAGAAAGGCAAAAAAAAGAAGAAAACGAAAUAA